AUGGCCCAACAGACCGAACGAAUAUUCGUCCUCCCAGGCGAUCAAAUUAACCCCUCCGUCAUACCAUCGCAUCCCAAGCGCCCCUUGAAGCUUGGGCCUGGGCUACGGCAUAUCCCACCCAGUGAGCUCUUGCCAACAGUCGCUGGUCAACUCGUUACGGACUACAAGAAGAAUUCGAUAUGGGUGGAAUACAACGGCGGGCGAUAUAUACCAGCAGUUGGUGACCUGGUGAUCGGGACUGUCGCGCGGUCAGUAGUUGACUACUAUUAUGUCACGCUGUCCGACUACACCUCCAACGCCGCUCUUCCGCAGCUGGCCUUCGAGAUGGCCACCAAGAAGACGAGACCUCAGCUGAACCCCGGAGCCCUGGUAUAUGCUCGGGUGACUCUUGCGAACCGUCACAUGGACCCCGAACUAGAAUGUGUCUCUGCAACGAGCGGCAAAGCGGAAGGCCUUGGACCACUGAACGGUGGCAUGCUCUACGACAUCUCCCUGGGAAUGGCACGACGGCUCUUGAUGAGAAAAUCAGUCGAGGAGGGCAAGGUUGUUGUCCUCGAGGAAUUAGGAUCAGCCGGUCUUGCGUUCGAGACAGCGGUGGGUAGAAACGGCAAGAUGUGGGUCAACAGCGAGAGCACCAAGACUGUGCUGUUAGUCGGUAGAGCUGUUCAGGAGACAGACGAGAAGAAUCUUGAUGCCGAGCAGCAGAAAAAGUUGGUACGAAAGCUGGUCAAGGAGAUGAGUUGA
Anthostomella pinea is the source of this 744-nucleotide messenger RNA. Lineage: Eukaryota; Fungi; Ascomycota; Sordariomycetes; Xylariales; Xylariaceae. The record is from the annotation of a GenBank genome assembly.